AUGAGACAAAAGAAAGACAUGAAACAGAUAAAACGCGAAAUUGUGAAAAGGGGCAACCACGUAACGGGUGCGAAGACGGGAGCGAAGCGCAUUAUCUUAAAGCCGCUUAUACCAGCAAUACACAACACAACAGCGGCGACAGCAGCAGCAGCAGCAGCAGCAGCAAUGACCCAAAUUCGUGACUUGGCAGUCGAUGAAGCCAAGAAUAUGCGCUGUGAGUUCAUACUUUUCAGCCUGCUGUUGGGCGCCGGCUUUUUGCUCACUGCAGUCAAUGCCGACAAAGGUGUUAUUGUUGUAGCACGCUCCGCAAGCACACCGGCUGUUGCUGCUUCGAAAGCGAAACCCACAUCCGCACCGCUAUACACAUCCACACCACCACCACCACCACCCGCUGAUGAGGUGAAGCCGACGUCAGCGCCAACUAAGCCCGCCGCUAUAAUCAUAAAUGCGCCACCACAACUCGUCUCGACCACUGCAAAGCAGGAAAUUAAAGCUGAAAAUGUCACUGAGCCAAAGCCCUUGCAAACGCCGCCUACAGUAGCUGUCAACGGCGCUCCUGUCGCAGCGCCGCCAAGACAAGCCAAGCCACUACAAGUGACCGGUUUCAUUACGCGAGAUGGCAACAUUUACGAGGUGACCGAUAAGAAUGGCAUCGGUCGCAUUGAGAGUCGUCAGAACGUUGAUACCGACAAUGCGCCGCAUAUAUGUAAUUACGGCAGUGUUGUCAUUUACAGUGAUGUACCCUGUGAUGAGGUGAUCAAUGUGCAUAUCGGUGAAGUGGAAACCAAAGUGAUAAACACCGCUGAGCGAGAGCAGGAGGCAAAUAUGCCGGAGGAAUCACAGCAAUCAGCUGCGAUUGCAGAUGCAAACGAAGUUAGUAACAAUAACAGCAACAACAAUGCAGUGGACAGCAACAACAGCGACAAGCCCAAUGCCAGCGCUAGUGGUGCUGACGAUGAGGAUUUUAACGAUUUCGAUGAUCGCCCACAAUUGCCGCCGAAAAAGCGUAAACGCGGCAACAAAAAGGCCAACAAUCAACGUAAAGGCAAUGGCAACAGUACAAGACGCCAACGUCCGAAUGGCUUGCGUCAGGGCGGCAGCAAUCGUCACCGUCAGGCGCAGCGUCAUCAGCCCGCUCAAAAGCAGAAGCAACAGCAACAGCGACGUCGUUUGCAAAACAAUCGCAAAAGGAAUCAGCAACAACGUAGACGUCUGCAACAACAGGAACAACUGAGACCACAGCAACAACAAAAGCGACGACGCAAUCAAAAUGGUAAUCGCAGAAAUGCAGUACGACGACAAAGUCAACGUGGCCAACAAGGCAGUGGCAACUAUAACAGACGGCGCUACAACAACUAUGAUUUUGAUUAUGAGGUACGUAAGCUAUAGACUAACGGUAAUGUGCAGCUGCAGAGAUAA
Messenger RNA from Ceratitis capitata (Mediterranean fruit fly), 1419 nucleotides. RefSeq lists its product as uncharacterized. The record is from RefSeq and is a predicted model, not a curated record. The transcript is spliced from 3 exons. The coding region runs from base 1 to 1389 and encodes 462 amino acids. Lineage: Eukaryota; Metazoa; Arthropoda; Insecta; Diptera; Tephritidae.